AUGGCUGGGCUCGAGCCCAACAUCUACUGGUCGACGGCCAUCACAUGGAUCGCGGCGUCGGUGGCCAUGGUGAUGCGCUUCAUGGCCCGGCGAAUAACGAAGCAGCCCUGGUGGUGGGAUGAUACAUUUUGUGUCCUUACCUAUGUGGGGACCAUCCAUUGGUACCUCGGUCAAUACAUGCCCGACGACCUCAGCGACGCCGAACGAGACCUAAUCCUUCACAAUGGACGAUUCAUCGGAUUCUUCAACUCCCUGACGUAUGCCUUUGCGAUUGCCUCUGCGAAAUUGGCCAUCCUCUUCCUCUACUGGCGAAUCUUUCAGCUAUCAUCGAUCCGACUACCAAUGCAGAUCAUGAUUACCAUGUGUUUUAUCUGGAUCAUCGUUCGGACGUUCAUGACCAUCUUUCGCUGCCUCCCAGUACAGGCAUAUUGGGAUAAGACGAUUCCUCACGCCGUCUGCAGGAUCCGGGAUACAGAAUUCUUCUUUAGCACGGUACUUACGCAUUUCUUGAUGGAUCUUGCCAUCUUGGUCUUGCCUAUCAUCGAGGUCUUCAAACUCCGCCUGCGCAUGGGCCAGAAGAUUGCUGUGGCCGCUCUCUUCAUUGUUGGUUCCAUUGUUUGUCUCGCGUCGGUAUUCGCCAUUGUCGAGGCCCUCAGUUAUAAUCCGAAGUCAACACAAAUGCCCCAUGACUAUGGCAUGUACUGCGUCUGGGGAUCAGUCGAGAUCAAUAUUGCCAUUGUAUCUGCUUGCUUCCCCCUACUUCGACCUGUCAUCCGCAACAUCUUCCCCGCCCGCUUCCUCAGCUCCUACUACGGCAGAAGUAGCAGCCAACCCAUCAGUCGUCCCAGCCGUGCUAUCCGACUGGCUACAAUAUCGAGAACAAAUAGGGAAAAGGAGAAUGACGAAACGAGUUCGACGCAUCAACUGGCCGAUAUCGAAAGUGGUGUCUCGGACGUUAGCGACUUCGACGUGGCGCCUAGGCCGGUACAUAGUCAUGAGGGUAUUCGUACCGUGAUAUCGAGUCCAUAUCGUGAGGACAUGGAUCAUAAUGGGGCUGGGAUACAUGUACAGAAGGACAUGGUAGUCGAAGUGGUGGCGACGAAAGGGAGUGAGAGAUGA
This is a messenger RNA of Fusarium vanettenii 77-13-4, 1119 nucleotides long. RefSeq lists its product as uncharacterized. Bases 1 to 1119 code for a protein of 372 amino acids. Lineage: Eukaryota; Fungi; Ascomycota; Sordariomycetes; Hypocreales; Nectriaceae. The transcript has 4 exons. The record is from RefSeq and is a predicted model, not a curated record.